AUGUCUAACUACAAUUCUGAAUCCGAGGAUGGUUUGCAUUUUUUACAAAGAACCAUUACUCAAGAAUAUGUUGACACAACUCUUAAAUUUAAAAAACUUGAAGAUGCAAUUUCUUUAAACCUACAACUUCUUCGUUCACAACUCGAAGUUGAG
This is a messenger RNA of Racocetra persica, 153 nucleotides long. The record is from the annotation of a GenBank genome assembly. Lineage: Eukaryota; Fungi; Glomeromycota; Glomeromycetes; Diversisporales; Gigasporaceae.